AUGCUGUUCAAGUAUGGCUUCAACGACCGAGAACUCGAUCAUCCAGCGGGCAGGGUUCUUGGUGGUUCCUCGGCCAUCAAUGGAAUGGCUUAUACUCCCCCGUCGCCGGCCGGAAUCGAUGCUUGGGCGCAACUGGGAAACCCGAGAUGGAACUGGCAGUCUUUACGACCUUAUCUUCGCAAGUCCCAUACUCUGAAUCUGCCACAGUCGGAUAGUUCCACAGGCGAGAGAGAAAACUAUUCUUCUCACGGGCCAAUUGAAGUUGUAUUUCCUGCCUUGAACGACGAGAAAAGCUUUCCCCUUGCAAACGCAUGGAAAGAAGCAUUCCGAGCCCAGGGAUACGAGCAUAGCAUCGACGCUUUUCCAGAGAACAGGACAAUUGGCACUCGAGAUUAUAUGGCUACCAUAAACCCAGUUUCAGGACAUCACAGCAGUGGAGACAGCGAGUAUGGCAGACUGGCAGCCCAACGCGCCAACGUGAUUAUAAUCACUAGUGCGACAGUCCAUCGCAUUAUCUUUUCCUCCAGCUCAGAUACUCUUGUCGCAACUGGGGCGGAGUUUGAACGUUAUGGUGCGACCAUGAAGAUCCAGGCAACCAAGGAAGUUAUCCUAGCGGCAGGUGCCUUCAAUACGCCGAAGCUAUUAGAGCUGUCAGGGAUCGGCGGCGCAGACAGACUAGAUCACCUCGGUAUUAAACCAUUAAUUGAUCAACCCGCGGUGGGCGAGAACCUUCAGAACCAUCUGACGAGCAUGGUCACAGUACCCCUCAAGACUCACCCUGAUAUUGAUGGAAUAUCACCCGGAGUCAAAGGUGUGGCAUUUGCACGUCUUGACCCUGAAGAGCAAACGAACCUCUUCUGGGGAGGUCCCAAGCCCACGAGUCCAUCCGACUGGGUCAUUCGGUCACUCUUGCACAGCCGUGAUGAGGCAUCAGCGGUCUUUCUUAUGGCGGUAAUACCGGGGAACAUGGUUAUUCUGGGCGUUAUCGCGAGUUUCCCAUUUUCACGAGGGCAUUGUCACAUCAAAUCGGCGGACCCAAAUGAUAUGUCCACCAUUGACGGACAGUAUUUCAGUCAUGAUCUGGAUAUAGAGAUCCUGGCUCGUCAUGUGCAGACCUUGCACCAUUUGACGAAAGAUCCAGCUCUGCAGGAAUUCCUUCAGCCCAGUACAGCCUUGACGGAUCUAGAAACGAUAAAGACACAACUGCGAGAGGAAACCGCAUCGUCUUGCCACCAUGGAUGCGGCACUGCCGCGAUGCUCCCCCAGGAAGCAGGGGGAGUAGUAGAUCAAGAUUUGAAGGUAUAUGGGACGAAGAACUUGCGGAUUGUGGACGCAAGUAUCUUCCCGCUUAUCACGAAUGCGAACCCUAUUACAACGGUGUAUGCCGUGGCUGAACGGGCUGCCGAUAUCAUUCGCAGUAAGUGA
Molecule: messenger RNA, 1425 nt
Organism: Penicillium paradoxum
Lineage: Eukaryota; Fungi; Ascomycota; Eurotiomycetes; Eurotiales; Aspergillaceae
Product: GMC family oxidoreductase
Exons: 1
Coding region: 1-1425 (474 amino acids)
Molecular function (GO): oxidoreductase activity, acting on CH-OH group of donors; flavin adenine dinucleotide binding
Source: RefSeq, a predicted model, not a curated record